Messenger RNA from Heterocephalus glaber (naked mole-rat), 1552 nucleotides. RefSeq names its product histone H2A type 1-A. NCBI's taxonomy places the organism in Eukaryota, Metazoa, Chordata, Mammalia, Rodentia, Bathyergidae. Gene Ontology annotation, molecular function: structural constituent of chromatin; protein heterodimerization activity; DNA binding. The record is from RefSeq and is a predicted model, not a curated record. Gene Ontology annotation, cellular component: nucleosome.
AAUCCAGACUGCAAACUCCGACAAAAGCAAGUCGGCAAAGGCCGUUUGAAGCUGGCAAGAGUGGUAUUUAUAGGCGCGGCAUUCAAAUGAGUACGUCUACCCACUAUCUGAUUGGAUAACGGAAAUGGCCAGUAUGCAAAUGAGGUGAUUCUAGUACGACUUUUCUGAUUGGCUAGACAGCCAUCCAGGUGUCAAAUCACAAGCAGCCAUAAGACUAUAAAUAAGCCCAGUAGCGGUUACUUGUGCACAUACAUCUCCUGUCACCUGCGGAGGAAUGAUUGGACGUGCAAAACAGGGUGGCAAGGCCUGUGCUAAGGCCAGGUCCCGCUCUUCCAGAGCUGGCUUACAGUUUCCUGUGGGUCGUAUAUACCGCCUGCUACGCCAGGGGAACUAUGCGGAGCGCAUUGGGGCGGGUGCCCCAGUUUAUCUGGCAGCAGUGCUCGAGUACCUGACAGCUGAGGUCCUGGAGCUGGCGGGCAAUGCUUCCCAUGACAACAAGAAGACGCGCAUUACCCCGCGCCACCUGCAGCUGGCAAUCCGCAACGACGAGGAACUCAACAAGCUUCUGGGCAAGGUGACGAUCGCUCAGGGCGGCGUGCUGCCCAACAUCCACGCCGUGCUGCUGCCCAAGAAGACCGAGAGCCACCACCACAAGGUCCAGAGCAAGUGAUCCCUCCGAGUGACAAGUCUAAGUGACCUAAACAUUGGGAGGGAAAGUCACACAAAAGGCCCUUUUCAGGGCCACCCAUGAUUUCACAGAAAGAAGGCCGUGCACAAGCUACAGAGGCCUGUAGUUGUAUGAAUCUGCAGUAGAUGACUAAAAUUAUUUUAAUUCUUAACUUAUGUCUAAUAACUAGUUAUUGGCCCCCAAGUGUCAAGCAUUGUGAAAAGUCCCAAAACACUGUGGUCUUAAGACUCCUGCCAGUGUGGACCUCUAUUAGGAAUUUUUGGUUUGUUUUUGUUGUACUAGGGAUUGAACUCUGGGCGCUGAGGUAUGGUUCAUCCCCAGUAACAACGUAAUAAAAUCGCUGUUACCCAGAUUUGAAUUUGGCUGCUUUAGCCUCCCAGAGUGCUGUGAUCAAAGUGUCUCCACUUUUCAGCCCCCAUGGUUUCUCUCAUAACAGACACAUAGCAAGCUCCUAGUGGCUGCAAUGCCACUUUUAGUUACGUUUUUGAGUUUGGGAGAAAACAGCCUGUUUAAAUUACUGCCGCAUUGACAACCUGUGGUUUUGGAGAUAGUGUGAAAGUAAUCCUGUCUUAGUUUACUUCACUGAAUUAAGAGUUAAUGCAUUGAUGGGAUUGUAAGAAGUAGAUAUGUCAUCUGGCAGCUUCCAGCUUAGCUCGGGCAAUCCUACAUCAGACAGUUUGGCAAGGUUCAUGGCUACCCAAAAGUAUGUUCUAAAAAGGACUUUCUCUCCAAUACCAAUGUUUCAAGUAACAGGUAACAUAGAAGGAAGCCAAAAGUCACAAAGCAAGUUAAAUCUGAAAAUUUAUUGUAAGUGCAUGUGUAAAAGAGUGAAUAUCUGAUAUUCAUACAAAGUAAAGAAUAACA